CCCAGUGCCGAGCACUUGGCCCUGGCAAACGCCCCAAGAUUGUUGUGAGGAGUCUAGCCAGUUGGUGAGCGCUGUAAUCUGAACCAGCUGUGUCCAGACCGAGGCCCCAUUUGCAUUGUUUAACAUACUUAGAAAAUGAAGUGUUCAUUUUUAACAUUCCUCCUCCAAUUGGUUUAAUGCUGAAUUACUGAAGGGGGUUAAGCGAAACCAGGUGCCGGCGGCGAGGGCUCUGCAGUGGCUCCCAGCACCCGGCACUGUUCCGCACAGCCCGCUCGGCCCCUCCGGAAAACCAAGCCGCUGGGGUCCCACCGCAGUCUGCCUUCCUCGCUUCGCCUCUCCUCCCGCGCAUCUUGGUCAUGCCAGGAUUAAAAAGGAUACUCACAGUUGCCAUCUUGGCACUCUGGCUUCCACACCUUGGGGAUGCACAGCAGCAGUGCACAAAUGGCUUUGACCUGGACCGACAGACAGGGCGGUGUUUAGAUAUUGAUGAAUGCCGGACCAUCCCUGAGGCUUGCCGUGGGGACAUGAUGUGUGUCAACCAGAAUGGCGGGUAUUUGUGCAUCCCUCGAACCAACUCAGUGUAUCGGGGGCCCUACUCAAAUCCCUACUCUACACCCUACUCAGGCCCAUACCCAGCAGCUGCGCCACCAGUACCAGCUUCCAACUACCCCACGAUUUCAAGGCCUCUUGUCUGUCGCUUUGGGUACCAGAUGGAUGAAGGCAACCAGUGUGUAGAUGUGGACGAGUGUGCGACAGACUCACACCAGUGCAACCCCACCCAGAUCUGUAUCAACACGGAAGGAGGGUACACCUGUUCCUGCACUGAUGGGUACUGGCUUCUGGAAGGCCAGUGCCUAGAUAUUGAUGAAUGUCGCUAUGGUUACUGCCAGCAGCUAUGUGCAAAUGUUCCUGGAUCAUAUUCCUGUACGUGCAACCCUGGAUUCACCCUCAAUGAGGAUGGAAGAUCAUGCCAAGAUGUGAACGAGUGUGAGACUGAGAAUCCCUGCGUGCAAACCUGUGUCAACACCUACGGCUCUUUCAUCUGCCGCUGUGACCCCGGAUAUGAACUCGAGGAAGAUGGCAUUCAUUGCAGCGAUAUGGAUGAGUGCAGCUUCUCUGAGUUCCUCUGCCAACAUGAGUGCGUGAACCAGCCUGGCUCAUACUUCUGCUCGUGCCCCCCAGGCUACGUCCUCUUGGAUGACAACCGGAGCUGCCAGGAUAUCAAUGAGUGUGAACACAGAAACCACACAUGCACUCCACUGCAGAGUUGCUACAAUUUACAAGGGGGCUUCAAGUGUAUUGACCCCAUCCGCUGUGAGGAGCCAUAUCUGCUGAUUGGCGAUAACCGCUGUAUGUGUCCUGCUGAGAACACUGGCUGCAGAGACCAGCCCUUUACCAUCUUGUUUCGGGACAUGGACGUAGUAUCAGGACGCUCUGUUCCUGCUGACAUCUUCCAGAUGCAAGCAACAACCCGCUACCCUGGCGCUUAUUAUAUUUUCCAGAUCAAAUCUGGCAAUGAGGGUCGGGAGUUCUACAUGCGGCAAACAGGGCCUAUCAGCGCUACCCUGGUGAUGACACGCCCCAUCAAAGGGCCUCGGGACAUCCAGCUGGACUUGGAGAUGAUCACUGUCAACACUGUCAUCAACUUCAGAGGCAGCUCUGUGAUCCGACUGCGGAUAUAUGUGUCACAGUACCCAUUCUGAGCCUCCAGCUAAGGCCUCUGGCACUCACUGCCUUUCACUAGCACCAAGGGACAGGAGGAGAGAGGAAACCAGGAGAAUGGGAGCGAGACCGACAUUGCACCUUUCCUGCUGAAUAUCUCCCUGGGGCAUCAUCCCAGCAUCCUGACCCCUCCCUGUACUAUUGCCAGCUGUCACUCUGAAGGACACCUUGUUCCCAGGUCCCACGAUGCAGUUAUCCCAAAGUAUUCUCCUUGGCCCCCUGAGGUGAGGUGGCCAGGGACUCUUCAAGCCUUCCAUUUAUUUCCAUCUUUUCUUUCCCCCAGAGAAAGUAGAUUAAGUUUGCUGGGGUUUGAGUCUGUGUUCAAAGACUGAGUGGCUUGCUCCAGCCUGUUCCACUCCUUCCUCCGUCUCUUGCUGCAUUGCUGCUUUGCAAAAGUCCCCAUGGGCUCAUGGGAAAUGCUGGGUAUAGCUAGUUUGCUUCGUGUGUGUGCCGAGAAGGCUCUGGAAACACACCACAGCAGGAUCUAAGGUUUUUUUAAAGAGUCUAUUUUAAAACAACAUCUGAUAUUUUCAGCAUAAAAGAAGGUUUUAAUUGGCCUUAAAAUUUGUAUGACUGUUUAAGAUUUUCAUGUGCAUUUUGAGUUUUUGAAGUGGUAGAGUCCCUUCAAAAGAACUCAGAUAUAUGCUACGUUCUGUCCACCCCCCAACCCCAACCUUCCUUCCAUCUAAGCCCAGUUUUUAUGAAGAUCCCUUAAUCAUGCUUUCUUAAGGAUUUUUACCCAACUGGGUUGGAAGACAGAGGUAUCCAGACUGAUUAAAUAUUUGAAGAAA
Molecule: messenger RNA, 2513 nt
Organism: Phodopus roborovskii (desert hamster)
Lineage: Eukaryota; Metazoa; Chordata; Mammalia; Rodentia; Cricetidae
Gene: Fbln5
Product: fibulin 5
Exons: 11
Coding region: 357-1703 (448 amino acids)
Molecular function (GO): calcium ion binding
Source: RefSeq, a predicted model, not a curated record